Penicillium cataractarum is the source of this 1488-nucleotide messenger RNA. Its product is annotated as S-adenosylmethionine-dependent methyltransferase. Lineage: Eukaryota; Fungi; Ascomycota; Eurotiomycetes; Eurotiales; Aspergillaceae. Gene Ontology annotation, cellular component: nucleus. The transcript is spliced from 3 exons. The record is from RefSeq and is a predicted model, not a curated record. Gene Ontology annotation, molecular function: protein binding. The coding region runs from base 1 to 1488 and encodes 495 amino acids.
AUGUCCUCCCAAAAUCCCCUACCCUUGGUGACGACAAAGACAGUCCCUGGUCCUGCCCCAAAUGGCAUGGGCAAUGGCCUCUUUGCUACCGCGGAUAUCAAAAUUGGAGAGGAUGUCGUGCAUGCUAAAGUGCCCUUCGUGGCGGUUCUGGACUCGCCGCGACUGGAUGAUACUUGUUCCGCUUGUUUUGGGAAGAGGCAGAUGGAGGCUGGGACGGAGUUGAAGGCUUGUACUGGGUGUCGGGUUGUUAAGUAUUGUGAUCGGACAUGUCAAGCCAAAGACUGGAAAUUUGCCCAUUCUUUGGAAUGUGCUGUUUUCCAACGACUCAAGCCCCAAGUGCUACCCAAUAAUGGACGGGCCCUUCUACGGAUGGUUCUUCGUACCUGGAAGGGGAAAUAUAAUACCCAGGAGCUUGGAGUCUUUACAAAUCUUGAGACUCAUAUCCAAGACAUCCAGGAAAUCCAGGCUCAUCUGGACAGGAUCAAUCUCACGUCCAAAGCAGUCAAGAGUUACUCGGAGACGGAUAUGUCUCAAGAAGCUAUCAUGGCCUAUGCGGCAAGAUUGGAUCUCAACUCGUUCAAUCUGACUACGGCCAUGUAUGACCGUAUUGGACUCUACUUGCAUCCAUACGCUGCUCUGAUCAACCACAGCUGCGACUACAAUGCCACAGUUGGAUUUGACGGAGAGGAACUCUACAUCAAAGCCAUUCGACCCAUCAAAAAGGAUGAACAAAUCUUCAUCUCCUACAUCGACACAACAACCCCCAACGAAGUCCGCCGCAAGGAGCUGUCCGAACGAUACUUUUUCGACUGCAAGUGCACCAAGUGUGCAAAGGGAACCGACACCCCCGAAAACAAAUUCUCCCAAACUCCCAAGGACAUGUCCACCCUCGAGACGGCCGAAAAAGAAGCCUUGGAGCUCAUGCAAGAAGCAUCCAGAUCCGACGGCAAACCCGAAGAGGAAAUCAAGAAACUCGAAUCCGCCAUGCGCAUCCUUAAGCAGACAUCCAAUUGGCCCCUAACCCGACAACCAUACGCCUCCCUACGUGACCAACUCAUCAUCUCCCUCCUAUCCGUCAACAACUUCAGCAAAGCCUUCCUCCACGCCGCCAUCAGAUACCUCCGCAUCGAUCCCGUCCUCUUCAACCCUGCGCAUCCGAUCCGCCAACUCCACGGUUGGAUCCUAGCUAAGCUGGCCAUCUAUCUCUCUCAAGAGGGAUUUGAGAGUAACUCAAAGGAAGCUACUCUGAUACGGGAAUCGGAACUGAACUUCCACUACGUCUUGUGGUAUAUCCUUGCUGAUCUCGCCAGUCGGCAGUUGGAGAGCUGCACGGUUCCUAGCUUCAAGAGACUUGUUGGGGCUAAUUUUGCGCAAGUUCAUAAUGAAUUCAAGGCAAAUGGCAUGGAUCCUAGUACCUCUAAAGCUAUUGUUAGUGCCGAGUGGAAAAAGUUGGAGAGACUGGUUCAGGUAGCAUUAGACAAGGAAUAA